UGCUGACACAAAGACAGAAAGCAGUCCGGAUUUUUUUGUUUGUUUACAUAAAAAAAAAGCGCUCCGUCGAUUGCUUGUUCGGUGAAAAGAAAUAGUUUCGGUUUGUUCGAUGAGAGAUUUUUUUUCCUCCUUCACGCAAAACGAAACGAUGAGUUCGCUUUUGUCUUCACUUGUUUUGGGCCGUGUGGGAAAUCUAGGCCGCUAGCACGACCGGCUAAGUGCUUCAGUCUGGAACUCAGUUUCCUUUCAUAAUUAGCAACACAAUAAUCUGUAAAAACGGCUAAUUCUCUAAAUCUACCUGCGACACGCUAUUCUGUGAAAUUCUUCUCUUUAUAUUGUAUUUGUUCAGCUUUAUAAACUCACUCGCAUGAAGCUAACUGGAUGUAGCAUCUUAGCUGGCUUCAUAUUGUUGGCAGUGGCUUUUCCCAGAAUUCCACAUCAUCUGCCAAGUGUUGUGGUCUGCAAGUCUUCAUCCCGGUGCCUCGUCUAAUUAAUUUCAGUUCGCAUGGGCUAUGAGGAGUCUAGAGCCAGGAUGCACUGUUGAAGCCGUUUUCGAGCAGUGUGUGGAGACCUGUGUCUUAUUAGCAUGCUCUUAAGGAUGGCAUGAGCAACCUGUUCCUCUUUGAACACAAGGUCGAGCUUCAUAAGGGACGCGAGAGGAUAAAGCUGGCCAUGUCACGGGUCCCGACCCCGCCUCCUCCAGGGGAGAUGACCUCAGGACCUGUGGCAGAGAGCUGGUGUUACACACAGGUCAAAGUAGUGAAGUUCUCCUACAUGUGGACGAUAAACAACUUCAGUUUCUGCCGAGAGGAGAUGGGAGAGGUGCUGAAAAGUUCCACAUUCUCUUCUGGACCCAACGACAAAAUGAAAUGGUGUUUGAGAGUGAAUCCGAAAGGGCUCGAUGAUGAGAGUAAAGAUUAUUUGUCCCUCUACCUGCUGCUCGUAAACUGUCCGAAAAGUGAAGUGAGAGCAAAGUUCAAGUUCUCCCUGCUGAACGCCAAAAGAGAAGAAACUAAAGCCAUGGAAAGUCAAAGAGCGUAUCGAUUUGUCCAGGGCAAGGAUUGGGGCUUCAAAAAGUUUAUCAGGCGGGACUUCUUACUUGACGAAGCGAAUGGACUUCUACCAGAUGACAAGCUUACACUUUUUUGUGAGGUGAGUGUGGUGCAGGACUCUGUGAACAUUUCCGGUCAAUCCAACAUGAACAUGCUAAAGGUGCCCGAGUGUCAGCUGGCUGAUGACUUGGGCAGCCUGUGGGAGGGAUCCAGGUUCACCGACUGCAGCCUGUUUGUGGGAGGACAGGAGUUUAAAGCACACAAAUCCAUCCUGGCAGCGAGGUCACCGGUUUUCAAUGCCAUGUUCGAACACAAAAUGGAGGAGAGUAAAAAGAACCGCGUGGACAUCAGCGACGUCGAACCGGACGUGUUUAGAGAGAUGAUGGUCUUUAUCUACACAGACAAAGCGCCAAACCUGGACAAAAUGGCCGAUCACCUGUUAGCCGCAGCAGACAAGUACGCUCUGGAGAGAUUGAAGGUGAUGUGCGAGGAGGCUUUGUGCAACAGUCUGUCCGUCGAGAAUGUGGCAGACAUCCUCAUCCUGGCAGACCUGCACAGCGCCGAACAGCUCAAAGCACAAGCCAUAGACUUCAUCAACAGGUGCAGCGUUCUCAGACAACUGGGCUGUAAAGAUGGGAAGAACUGGAAUAGCAAUCAUGCAGCAGACAUAAUGGAGACUGCAGGCUGGAAGGCCAUGAUCCAGUCCCAUCCUCACCUUGUGGCCGAAGCCUUCCGUGCCCUCGCGUCAGCCCAGUGUCCUCCGUUCGGCCUGCCCAGGAAAAGGCUUAAACAGUCCUGACCGUCGCCAUGACGCGCUUCGGAAAGAUGCAGCAGCCAGCCUUGAUUCCUUCGUGCCCCCUUCACUCCCUUUUCACCCGUACUAAAGCCCAGCUGGAGGACUGCACUAGCUUACAGUGCGCUUUGCUCACUGCAGAAGACGACGACGAAGAAGGAGGAACCAGCUUUAAAAUGGCCGCCUCCGAGCUGGCUCCUCUCUGCUCAGUGAUGUGUCAUUUGAUAAAUGGCCUUAAAGGACAUGCCUUUUCCCUCCAGGCCUGUCCGGAUUGCACUAACUCUCUUCCGUAACACCGUAGUUUUGAGGUGAUGUUUAGGUCCCUUGUCUGUGAACGGUUUUCAACGUGGGCACAUUAACUGGCAUCCAGAAUGUUAAAGCCCUGCCUGUGAUUUAUGGACAUUUUGGAGGACAAAAACCCGUGAACUCUCGAGAAAACGGACCCAUGUGUCAAGUGCGAAAUCAUUUCCUCGAACACUCUUUUUUUUUUUUUUUUUUUUUUUUUUAAAGCAAGAACCCCCCCCCAUGUUGCCCAUGUUGUUUUUCCGAAAUGUUUACUAGUGUGUUUAACAUCAGUAAAUAUGGGCGUAAGUAUUACCUGAGAUUCUGCAUUAGAAUACUUGGUGAAAUGUGAUGCAUUCUUUCUGAGUAUGUAAUUAUGAGUAUUACACAAAAGCAGAACUGAACGUGUCGAUAUUUUGCACCUCCUUCACUAUUGGGUAAAUAUGAAGAUUUGUUUAUCAUAUUGUUUACAAAAGUUUUUUUUUUUUUCCAACACAAGACUUAUUUUUGACUUUAGUUGUAUGGAGUUUAUUUUCUAUGAUUAGCAGCUUUGCUUACUCGAAAAAAUGGCAGAGUUCUUUGUGUUUGGAAAAAUGUAUUGUGGUUCUAAAGAACUUUGAUUUAUUUGCUUUGAAAUUAAAACACAAAAAGCACA
Messenger RNA from Silurus meridionalis, 2782 nucleotides. RefSeq names its product speckle type BTB/POZ protein like b (gene spoplb). The transcript is spliced from 13 exons. Gene Ontology annotation, biological process: proteasome-mediated ubiquitin-dependent protein catabolic process; regulation of proteolysis. The record is from RefSeq and is a predicted model, not a curated record. The coding region runs from base 604 to 1851 and encodes 415 amino acids. Gene Ontology annotation, molecular function: ubiquitin protein ligase binding. Lineage: Eukaryota; Metazoa; Chordata; Actinopteri; Siluriformes; Siluridae. Gene Ontology annotation, cellular component: nucleus; cytoplasm.